Messenger RNA from Grus americana (Whooping crane), 760 nucleotides. It is a transcript of the gene JTB, whose product is annotated as jumping translocation breakpoint. Gene Ontology annotation, cellular component: centrosome; spindle; membrane. The transcript has 5 exons. The coding region runs from base 86 to 526 and encodes 146 amino acids. Gene Ontology annotation, biological process: mitotic cytokinesis. NCBI's taxonomy places the organism in Eukaryota, Metazoa, Chordata, Aves, Gruiformes, Gruidae. The record is from RefSeq and is a predicted model, not a curated record.
CCCCGCUCCUCCCAGCGGCCCCCGCGUCUCAAGAUGGCGGCGGUGCCAGAGACGCGGGGCCCGGCCCGGUAGUUCCGCCGCACCGAUGGGGCCCCGCGGCCCCGCUGGGCCGCGCUGCUGCGUCCUCUACGCCGUCCUGGGUGCCCUGGUUUGCGGUUUGCGGCCGGCGGUGGCGAUGGUGGCGAGCGACGAGAAGCGCUCGGCGAGCCCGGUGGUGGCCACGCAGUGCUGGCAGGUGGAGGACUUCGUGGUGGCUCAGGAAUGCACCCGCUGCUCCAGCUUUCAGACGAAGACGAUACUGGCGUGCAGCCCCACGGGCUUCAUUGAGAAGAUCAACUGUGCCACCUCUAAGAAGGAUGAGUUCAAGAGCUGUCGCUCCGCAGUGAUGGAGGCGCACGUUUUCUGGAGGUUCGUGGGCACCAUGAUGUGCGUGGCCGCCGUCUUUGCGGUGCUGGUGGUGUGUCGCCAGCGUGUGCUGGACAGAAAGGCCCUGGAGAAAGUCCGCAAGCAGAUCGAGUCCAUUUAGCAGAGCCUGGCUGCCCUGGAGAGGAGGACUCUGCUCGCCCACUUCUCCCAGCUGGGUGGGAGGAUGAACUGGCGCCUGGGGAAGGCCCUGUGAACACGGAAUCCUGCCGGGAACUGCAUUCCGCUGCCUCGGAUGCCACUGGGGCGUCCCGUGGGGCCGGCUGAGGGGUGUCCUGCCAGCGCAGGGGGCCCUGGGGAGCGCAAUGUGUAAUAAAUCCUGGUCGUUGUCACCGGA